Messenger RNA from Rhodotorula graminis WP1, 1680 nucleotides. RefSeq lists its product as uncharacterized. The annotation marks the transcript as partial. The record is from RefSeq and is a predicted model, not a curated record. Gene Ontology annotation, cellular component: membrane. Gene Ontology annotation, molecular function: myo-inositol:proton symporter activity. Lineage: Eukaryota; Fungi; Basidiomycota; Microbotryomycetes; Sporidiobolales; Sporidiobolaceae. Gene Ontology annotation, biological process: transmembrane transport. The transcript is spliced from 4 exons.
GGCUACGACACGGGCGUCUGCUCCGGCGCUCUCCUCCAGAUCGGCGACACGCUCGGCGGGCAACCUUUGACGACCUCGCAGGAGACGGCCAUCGUCGUCUCGGCGCUGUGGGGCGCGCUCGCCGGCAGCCUCGUCGCGAGCAAGGUCGCAGACUGGGCAGGCCGCAAGCCCGUCGUGCUCGGAGCGGCAGUGCUCUUCGCCGUCGGAGCUCUUGAACAAGCAGCGGCGCAGACCCUGAAGGAGGUCCUCUUCGGUCGCGUCAUGGUCGGCCUCGCCGUCGGGCUCGCGUCGAUGGUCCUCCCCGUGUACCUCGGCGAGAUCUCGCCGCCCGCCUUCCGAGGCCGGAUCGUCGGCUCGCUCGUCGUCCUCAUCACCGGCGGCCAGGUCAUCGCCUACUGCAUCACGGCCGCCUUCAUGCACGUCGACAAGGCCUUCCGCUGGAGCUUCGGGCUCGGCGCCGUGCCCGCCAUCUUGCAGCUCGUCCUGUCGUUCUCGAUUCCCGAGUCGCCGCGGUGGCUCGUUCGACAAGGCCGCCUCGUCGCCGCCCGCCGGAACCUGUCGCUUCUGUCGCCGCACGCGACGCCCGCCUCGAUCCAGCACCGGCUCGACGCCAUCCAGGCCGACGCGCCUGACAUACGGGGCGAGCACGCCCCGACGGCGAGCAAGGCUGACUGGAGGACGCGGCUGCGCGACGUCGUGCGCAUGUACAGCUGGGACGAGCUGCGUCAAGGCCGGCUCGGCUCCCUGUGGCGCGACCGAGCGAGCCGUCGCGCACUUGCCGUCGCCGUCGGGCUCCAGUGGUUCCAGCAGUCGACCGGGUUCAACAACCUCAUGUACUACAGCGGCAAGAUCCUCGCCGAGACGCACCUGUCGCAGCCCGCCGCGUUCGCCAUCUUCAUCGCCGUGUCCAACUUUAUCGCGACGCUCGUCGCGCUCCGCCUCAUCGACCGAGUCGGCCGACGGUACCUCCUCUUGCGCACGUUCGUCGGCAUGGUCCUCGGCAUGGCGCUCCUCGCGUUCGCCUUCCUGUUCAUCCCUGUCGGCGACGUCGAGGGACCCGGCGACGCGGCGAAGCCGGGUACGAGCCCUUGGGCGUUCGUCGCGCUCGCGGCCAUGGUCGGGUUCUGCGUGUCGUACGCACUCGGUAUCGGCAACGUCGCGUGGGUCGUGCAGGCCGAGGUCUUCAACCAGGACUUGCGCGCGAUCGGCAACGGGCUCGCGACUGCCGCCAACUGGAGCGGCAACCUCGUCGUCUCGUCGACCUUCCUGCACAUCUCGAAAGCAUUGACGCCCGCAGGCGCGUUCGCCCUCUUCUCGUGCGUGUCGGUUGCGGCGUGGCUCUUUGUGUACUUUUCUCUCCCCGGUGCGCCCACCACAUCUCUCUCCCUCUCUUUCUUGACCUCUUGUCCCUCUGGACCUGACCGUCUCUCGAUGCGCCUCUUUGCCCGCAGAGACCAAGGGCCUGUCGCUCGAGGAGGUCCGGGCGCUCUUCGAGCAGCACGUCGGGCUCGCGCCGGGUCGCUCGACCUCCUCGGUCGCUGCCGCCGGGACGACGGUGCACGGCUCGGACGCUCGAGGGAACUACUACGUCGUCGGCGAGGAGAGCGAGGUGGACGAGGCGCAGGGAGUGAUGGCUUCGACGCGAGGCGACUGCUCGGGGAACGGGCGGCGGCGGCUUGA